CAUUCAAUUUACAGUUUCCAAGUGAUCAUCACCAUGGAGAGAGCCUGCAAUAUAUAUUUCUUAUAAAUUCAAUAUUGUAGUAUUAAUUCAAUGAAACUAGAGCUUUUGGCUUGUUUAUUGUAAUAAACACUACUUUCGUGUUAAAAGGCAUCAUGGGAGCGACAUAUACGGCCAGUAUUAGUCAAAAAACGAGAAAUCACAAAUUUCUCUUGCAUAUUGUUUUAUAAAGGUUUCAGAAUGAAUGGAGGAAUGGAGCAUAAAACUCCUGGUCAUAACGCAGUGCUUCAUAAAGCACACAAAAACUAUAAAUUGCUUAUGGAUCCAUGCCUUGUUAAAGGAGCAACUAAAUUGUAUAGAUAUGAUGGAUGUGUUCCUGGAGAUCCAAGUUAUCCUCCAGUACAAUGUAGAGAUCCUAGAUCUCAGCUCUCGAGAAUAUGGAAUAGACUAGAACCAGCUGAUUUACCAGUGCCCAGAUUUAAAAUAGACAAGAAUUAUGUAGGGAUUCCUCCACAAUUAGAGAUAACUAUAGCAAAUUUGAAUGAUAACAUUGAUAAAGCAUUUUUGGUCGACAUGAUGAACAAAGUGGGACCGUAUGAGGAAUUGACAAUAUUCUACCAUCCAAUUACAAAUAGGCACUUGGGAUUUGCUAGAUUAGUAUUUCAAGAUGUAAAAUAUUCUAAAUUAUGUAUAGAGAAAUAUAAUGGGAAGUCUGUUAUGGGUCAGGUUCUAGGAGUCUUUCACGAUCCAUUUGGCAAAAAGUGUCAAGAGAUGUUUGAGGAAAAGACCAUGGAGAAGAGACAGCAAUCUGUUGCUCCCGUCGUGAAGCCACCUGUUGUAGUCGAAGAUGUACGCCUGCCAGUUGACUCAACACUCAGCAAAAGAUUAGAGGACACUAAACUAACUGAAAAGGAACCGUACUCGCGCUACAAAGAUGUGGAACAUAACGACAGCAAUACACGGUGGUCAGACGAGGAGCGCGAAUAUCGACACCGGCAUCGUAGUCGCAGCGAACGCGAAAGGGACAAAGAUAGAGAUAGGGACAGGGACAGAGAUAGAGACAGAGAUAGCGGACGAUGCAAGAGGAAAUGUAGACGAAGGUACAGGGAGCGCUAUUCGCGCGGCACCAGUGAGACGAGCGAACCGGCGUUUGCGUCGUCGAGUCAUACCUCCGAGGUGCCCUAUACUCCUGCGGGACCAUUGCCGUACGAUCCCUACUAUCAGCAACCUGGCUAUGGCUACGGGUAUGGAACGGGCGCUACUCCGGGUGGCAGCGGCGUGUGGUGGAACGACUGGCGUCAACCGCACCAUGCGCUACACACCCCAACACACCACCACCAACACUUGGAGCGGCGAGCGAGCGCGACUCCUUCGUGGUCGUCCACCCCCGCGCCUGCCCAGCAGCCCGAGCCCGAGGUCAAGGACAAAAGGGACAAGGACAAGGAGGUUCCAGUAGAGAGCAAAGUUGUGGAGCCAGUCGAACCGCGGCCACCAGAGGACCCCGCCGACGAUAAGGAACCAGAGCCGAAACCACCUCCGCCCGCAGAUGAGCCUAAAAACGUUGAUCUCGAUACUAGGAUAGCGAUGCUGCUGAAGGGCGCGGGCGCGGGCGGCGGCGGCGGCGGCGCGCUGGCGGCGCCGUUCCUGGCGCUGGGGCUGUCGCCGCAGCACCACGCCGACCGCCUGCCCGCGCGCAUACCCGACCUCGACGCACACCACCCGCCCUCCGACGACGAUUCAAUAAGCGAUGACCGGGAAAGUAUUAUGUCGGUGGAGCAGCCGAAAGAUAUGGAACCCGAGCCACUGUCGACUACACCAUCACCAUAUCUCUCUAGAGAGUUCUAUCUCGAGUGUCUACAAAUUACUGUUGAAAAGAAACCGAAGCCGAAGCAGGAGCCGCGUAAGUUGCCGGUACUAGACAAGAUCGGAUCCGACAUAUCGUCGUCGGAGGACGAGCUGCUGACGGGCGAGGAGCGGCGCCGCUCACCUGCGCCGCCCGACGCACGCGACUUGGACAACCUCGACGACGACCAGAUGUCCCUAUCGUCGCUGUCGUCAACGGAAGCGAAGAUCGAGGAAGCGGUGCCGGCUGACGUGUACUACGGGUACCCGCCCACGGCAGCGCCCGCGGCCGCCGCCGCGCCCGCGCCCGCGUCCGGCCCGCUGCCGCACCAGCCCUACUACCACCACAUGUGGCCGCCUACCGCAUAUGCACCCGGUUACGCUGCGAGCGGAGCAAUGGGGGCGGUGGGCGCGGUGCGGGCCGUGGGGACGGUGGGCCCCGAGCUGGCGCUGGCGUACGCCGGACCCUUCGCGCCGCCGCUGCUGCCGCACUACGCGCCCUACCACGACGCGCACCACCCGCCGCAGCAGGAGCUGGACAACCCGUACUACCCCACUAUCAACAGCGUCAUAGAACGUGUAACGACUGAACUCAAACAGAUAUUGAAAAAGGACUUUAAUAAGAAGAUGAUUGAGAGUACCGCCUUCAAGAGUUUUGAAGUGUGGUGGGAUGAACAGAGUCGUAAGCUGAGACAGAGCGCUAAGCUGAAGGCUGAAGAUACUGGCCAACCAUUACAGGAUAUUUCGAAUAAAAAGGAAGAGCCUGUAGACUCAAUAAAGACUAUAAUGGAAACACGCGAGCUCGGGCUGGAGCUAGGAGGGUACGGUGCAGGCAUAGGUCUGGGGCUCCGCGCCGCCAUACCCAAGAUGCCGAGUUUUCGCCGCAAGAGAAAGAUACCGUCGCCUGUUGUUAUGGACGAGGACUCCUCUAAGAGGCUGAGCGAUCAGGAGGAGAUGGUUCAGAACUCUGACGAGGAGAAGGAGGUGCCAGUGAGUCCGCGCAACAGGACCGCGGGCUCGUAUCUCUCGCGGAGUCAGCGGCGCCGCUCUACCAGCUCCUCGAGAUCAUCAUCGUCAUCUUCAUCGCGCUCAUCAUCAUCAGAGUCAGAAUCGGAGCGGAAGAACGCUGCGCCCAGGAUCUACUCCGAUACUGACGAUGAUUCCGAACUCGAAGAGGCUGAGCUCAAAGUUGUUUCGAACAAGGAAAGGUUACGGAGAGUAUACUCAUCAUCAUCUGACAGUGAGGAGGAACAGAGUAGAAGAGAGAAGACGCCGAUACCGGAGGUGGAGGCGGAGGAGGACCGGCUGGGCUCGCCCAUCCUGUCGCCGGAGGAGCCGCGCGACCUGCUGCUCGACCGCGUCUACUCCGACUCGGAGGAGGAGCGCGAGUACCAGGAAAGAAGAAGACGGAAUACAGAGUAUAUGGAACAGAUCGAGAGAGAAUUUUUGGAGGAGCAAAGAAAGACAAUGGAAGUGGCUAUGCGCCUGCAGCCGGAUAAACCUCCUGACGAAAGUAUACAAGACAGUAAACCAGAACAAUCUAGAAGUAGUCCAAUCAAGAACCAUCUGAAAUCACCAGAUAAGAGGGAAAGUAAGGAGGAGUUAGAAGAAGGCGAAAUCUCUUCCGACGAGGAGCCUUUAGAAAUAAGAAGAAAGGAAAAGAGAUCAAAGAAGAAUGAUAAAAGAAAGAGAAUUAUUUCUGUCAGUGAUCACAGUAAUAAUGAAACUAAUAUUAGCGUUAAUGGAGUCAAAGAAGCGAGCAGCGCGCUGUCGGAGACGUCGUCGCCGCAGUCGCAGGCGUCGCAAGCGUCGCAAGCGUCGCAGGUGGCGCUCGACCACUCGUACUGCCGGCCGCCGCCCGACCAGCCCGCCGCGCCCGCCGCGCCCGCCGCGCCCGCCCUCGCCUCGCAGCGCCGCACCUCCAACCACUUGCAGCACGAUCACGGUUACACAUGGAUGGCUGAACCAGAAAGUGAAACAAUACAAGAGGAGAUUAAACCUAAAAAAGAGACCAAACGGCCGUACAAGAGGAAAUAUGAAUCGAAGAAGUUGGCCGAAAUACAGAAUAAAUUGUACUCGAGUCAGGAGGAGCAGUCGGCGACGGCGUCGGCAGACGGGUGGACGUUCAAGCCGCGUGACAUAAUGUGCGAGAUGCAGGUGAUGUACGAGUUCCUGACGCGCGGCAUCGACCGCGAGGACGUGGAGUACCUGCGGCGCGCGUAUGAGACGCUGCUGGCGGAGGACCCGCAGGGCUACUGGCUCAACGACACGCACUGGGUCGACCACCCGCCCACUGACGUCUGCUACAGCCCGCCGCGCAAACGCAGCAAACGACACAACAAUAUCUACGAGGACCUGCAGGGUCACUCGAGUGGGUCAGCUCGUACUGAAGGUUAUUACAAAAUGGAUGCGCGACUGAAGGCCAAAUAUAAGUACCACCACGGGCGCAGCAAUGCGGCCGCGCUGCAACAGCAGACGGACGACAAGAAAGCCUCCAAGAUGCAGUUGUUAUCCAGAGAGGCCAGGUCCAACCAGAGGAGACUGCUUACUGCAUUUGGUACUGAUACGGAUUCAGAUCUGUUGAAGUUCAAUCAAUUGAAAUUCAGAAAGAAACAGUUGAAGUUCGCCAAGUCCGGCAUCCACGAUUGGGGUCUCUUCGCUCAGGAGCCGAUAGCGGCGGACGAGAUGGUGAUCGAGUACGUGGGCCAGAUGAUCCGACCGAUAGUAGCGGACGUGCGCGAGGCGCAGUACGAGGCGACCGGCAUCGGCAGCUCAUACCUGUUCCGCAUCGAUCUCGACACCAUCAUAGACGCCACCAAGUGUGGCAACCUCGCCAGAUUCAUCAACCACAGCUGCAAUCCGAACUGCUACGCGAAGAUAAUAACAAUAGAGUCUCAAAAGAAAAUUGUGAUAUACUCAAAGCAGCCGAUCGGUGUAGACGAAGAGAUCACUUACGAUUACAAGUUCCCACUAGAAGACGAGAAGAUUCCGUGCUUGUGCGGUGCGCCGCAGUGCCGCGGCUUCCUCAACUGAACCCAGCACACUGCAUGCAUAUAUGUCGAGCGAUUAUACAGCUUCAUACAAACACAAAUAUGUCGAUACAUACAUUUGGACACAAAGACUGUCUCAUCAUUCAAUUUAAUAUAUUUCCGUUUGUUUGAUCUGUAGCAAUCUCAAUGAUUUUUUUAAAUAAUAUUUAGUGUUCAAGUAAGAACCCAUAUCGAUGUGACAGAGACAAUGAAUAUUUUAUUAGCAAAUACCUGCAUACUCUUUUGUAGUGAUCAAAAUACACAAUACAAUAACUCUUAGUUCCUUAUGAGAGAAAAUGCUUUAGAUCGGUGUAUAAACCUAAUGUGGACAGGAUUCUAUUACAUAUGUAUUGAUAUAUUAAGAUUAAUAAUAUAAUAUUCCAACUUAUUAAUAUUGGGGUUUGAAAUUUUUACUUACUAGUAAUAAAUAUCAAAUCGGUCUUUUCUGGUAUAUUCGGGAUAUAAACAUAGUAACAAUCUAACUCAUCAUGAACUGCUUUAUAAGAGAAACUGGAAUGAUAACGAAUGGACUAUAGUAUUCAAGUAAUUAAAAUACAAAUUUUAAUCAGUCUCAAUAAAAUAGACUAUGAAGAAACUUAAAAAAGGCACUAAAGUUUCUAUUUGUAAUAUGUAUUACUUAUUAUAAUUAAUAAGAAGCAGUCUUGUUACCAAGUGUUCAAGUGUGUGUGCUUUGGAAAAGAAUCAUAAUUAUAAGUUGAAACUAGCUGUAUCCCACGGUUUUGUUCGCCUGAAUUAAGAUAAAUAGUAUCCUAUGUAUUGAUCAUCUCUUUAUAUGAUCUAUGUAUCAAAUUUCAUUCAGUUUGUACGUGUUUAAGUAGCAAACAUCCAAACAGAUUGACAAAGUUUCACAUUUAUAGUAGAACAAGAAACCUCCUUUUGUAAUCUUAGUCUUCCGUGACAGCAAUAUAAUUUAUUAUCUUGCUGUAAAGCGGCCCACGAAAACUGAGUAAAACUCGCAAGCUUUGUCCUCAUAAUAUACAAGCUUUGUUGGUUACAUUACUUUUUCACGCGUUCUUGAGUUGUUUUUAACUAAGAAAUUUACUCGGGCAUGCGUUGAUGAGAUUUUGUUAACCAACGAAUCUCAUUAUUAUGGCAGCAGCAAUACAUACUGUGUAGUAAAUAAUUUCGUCAUUGCGAAUUAAAAACUUGUAUAUAACACCAUUGUUGUUUUCGCGCAAAAGAAAAAAAAUUUGUAUAUCCCUAAAAUUGUUUUUUGUUUCAUAAUAUUUAAAUAUUUUGAGAUAAGUAGACAAAUUUGAUUCAAUUGGAGACCUAUUUGGUUCCAGUAAGGUUUUAUUCGCAUUGAUUAAUUAGUGACUAUUUGAAGAAAAUUACUUCUUCAUAAAGUGUGUUUAAAGACUAUCUCAAUUUGUAUCUUUAUAAAGCAGGCAUUUUUUGAAACGUACGUUUCUACCAGUGUCACUUUGAAUGUAAUGCUCUCAAAACUGCCUGAAACGAAUAUGUAAUUUGUAUUUAAUUAUAAAUUACUGUGUGGUGUGUGAAUCGAACUGUUUUAUUUCUUGUAUUUAUGUGAACGCCUAGUGCACUCUUGUAUGUAAUAAUCAUUAAUAGUAAUUUUGUAUUAUACGAAACAUAUUUUGACUGAGUUUAAAAUGAUUGAUUAGACAUAGGCGUCAGAAGUAACAUACUGUAUAAUUUGUGUUGUACAUUAUUUGUGAAUAAAUGUAGAUCUCUGCUGUUACGUCAGACAUUGUAGUACACUUUUAAAGUACAUGGAUGAAGUUUAUUUGCUAACUGAUGUUUGGUAAAAUAUGUCAUUUCUUAAUUAAAGAAAAUUGUGUUUCUUGAUUGAGAAAUAGUGGUCGAUGUAAUAAAAUAAAUUUGUGAAACGUUAGCGGUUCUUCAAAUCGCACUUUAUAUUAUGUAAAAUGUAUAAGGUUGUAAAUAAAAGAUUCCAACAAUUUUAA
This is a messenger RNA of Galleria mellonella (greater wax moth), 6817 nucleotides long. RefSeq names its product histone-lysine N-methyltransferase SETD1 (gene Set1). Gene Ontology annotation, cellular component: Set1C/COMPASS complex. The transcript has 30 exons. The record is from RefSeq and is a predicted model, not a curated record. Lineage: Eukaryota; Metazoa; Arthropoda; Insecta; Lepidoptera; Pyralidae. Gene Ontology annotation, molecular function: RNA binding; protein binding; histone H3K4 methyltransferase activity. The coding region runs from base 238 to 4872 and encodes 1544 amino acids.